AUGGUAGUCGAAAGCAAGGGUAAAGCCGAAGCCGAACUCGCGAAGUCCCUGAAAGCCGCAGCGGUCCUCGGCGGUGAACAGGCGGAGUACGCAAGAAAUGCCAGUGAACGUCGUCUCCGUAGCAGCCACAAGGACGAGGAGGCUGCCGUUACCCUGGCUCUCGCGCAAGCUGAAGCUGAGUCCCGUGCAGCGCAGGCGGUACGCGACGAUAAGAAACUAUGCAACAUGCUUCGAUCUGCAUCCGUUCACUACUGCAACACUCAGGAGGUGACCGCACUGGCGCACGAGUUGGGAGAGGUGGAAAAAGUGAACGCUAAACUUGAAAAAGACGAAGCAGAGUUCAACGAAGAGCUGAUAAAGUCGAAAGAGGACGAAGUUGAAGCGGCUGAAGUUGAGCUCAACAACCUCAAGGCUCAGCGCCAUAAUAUCGCGGAAGCGAUUCAGAGAGACGUGAAACUAGCCCAAGAAGAGGAACAGCAGGCUGAUCUGGAGGCGAAGUUAGCCGAACUGCACGAGGGCAGUUCAUCGAGUGAAACAGCCGAAGAGGCAAUCAAGAACAAACUGGAAGCCCUUGAGCAAGAAUCGAGGACAGCUGAGGGAGAAGCAGCCCAGCAGGAACUCAGAGAGAAAGUAUCUGAAAUUCGCGCACGCACAGACGAAACGGUUAAGAGAGGCAGAAAUACUUUGAAGGAAGCCGAUGAAACCACGAAGGCAUUCCCAACUCAACAUCCAAACAUCGCUGCUGCUGAGCAAGCGUCUUUGGACAGUAUUCAUGAAACUGAAACCGCCGCAGCAGUCGCGCAGCAUGACGUGGAAGCAGAAGAGGAGCUGUUUCCACAAGAAUCGGGAAACGCGGCAGCUCCAACAGAAAGCACGCCAGAACCUGAGGAAGCACGAGAGGAGGGCGAAUUCCCCUCCCUUAGGAGUACCGCGUCAGCACGCCGACAUGAAAAACUCAUCUCUGUGGCGUACGACCCUCAGUUGCAACCCCCAAGCACGACCGCGCAACUGUGUGGGGACUUGUGGUCGGUGUGCACCUUGCAAUUUUCCUUGAGACUGGAUGUUCACAGAAACCAUUCACGCGACGCGUUCACCACCUACACUACAGAUAGCCGCAAUAUGGCACUGGCCGAUGCAAACAGCCAGGCAGCGAAUCUCUUACACCAAAGGUAG
Messenger RNA from Neospora caninum, 1173 nucleotides. RefSeq lists its product as hypothetical. The coding region runs from base 1 to 1173 and encodes 390 amino acids. The record is from RefSeq and is a predicted model, not a curated record. NCBI's taxonomy places the organism in Eukaryota, Apicomplexa, Conoidasida, Eucoccidiorida, Sarcocystidae. The transcript is spliced from 4 exons.